AUGAUGGUUCUGAUUGGAGAAUCGGGGGUGGGAAAGACCAAUCUGCUCUCGCGCUUCACCCGCAACGAGUUCAACCACGACAGCCGUACCACGAUUGGGGUGGAGUUCUCCACGCGGACCAUCCUGGUGGGAGACGCCCUGGUGAAAGCCCAGAUCUGGGACACGGCCGGGCUGGAGCGCUACCGGGCCAUCACAUCGGCAUACUAUCGCGGAGCCGUGGGGGCGCUCUUGGUGUUCGACAUCACCAAGCAUCAGACGUACGACGUGGUGGAGCGCUGGCUGAAGGAGCUGUAUGACCACGCGGAGGCCACCAUCGUUGUGAUGCUGGUGGGCAACAAGACGGAUCUGGCCCAAGCCCGGGAGGUGCCCACAGAAGAGGCCAGGAUGUAUGCAGAAAACAACGGGCUGCUCUUUGUGGAGACCUCUGCCUUGGACUCCACCAACGUGGAACUGGCUUUCGAGACCAUCUUGAGAGACAUUUUCAAUAAAGUGCAGAAGCAGAAGCAGAAGAGCCCCCUGGACAACAGAGUCUCGCUCUCCACCGAAAGUGACACCGCGGCGUCCACCUCGGCGGCUGCGGAGGGGAAGAAGUCCUGCUGCAUGAACCUCUGAGGGGGCCGGUGGGUGGGAGGCACCAGCCGGGUUCAUGCACUGCAUUGAGCCAAGAGGACAGGUUAAUCCUGGUUUGCCCCACCAGCUAGUGGCUGGGUUCACAUUAAGCCAAAAUUAAGCCAUGAUAGGCUAAAAGCCUAUUGUACUGCAGUUUAGCCAUAGAAGAUGGACUUCAGGAUUUCUUGAUCUGCUUGCCUACCUCAAGUUCGGGCAUUUGGCCUUGUUGUGUUGGAGCAACAUAGGAAGUCAUUCCAAAGCGGCUUCUAGAUUGGAUCCAGAGUCACCCACACAUAGAAGCCAAGAGGCCAGUCCUAAGUCCGGAUGUCCGGCUGUGCCUGUGAAACAAAACACUCUCCUCCCCACCCCCCUGGAACCUCCCUGGCCUUCCAGCCACUAGUGCUAAACAUGGGACCACCAGCCACUGCAACUCACCAGCCUUUGGUCAGCCUUGCCAAGGGAAAGUGCCUCUUGGCCCUGGAAGCAUCCGGGCAGAACCUGUGCUAGGAGUUGAUGGGAAGGGGCUUCCCGUCUGAUCUUAACCAUGAUUCUCCCAAGAGAACCCUGUCUGAACCUCUAUUCGUCUUCUGGAUGGUGCGUACAAGUGUUUCCUGAUCUGGGUUGGUGCCAGGGCUUUUUCUCCAGUUGAAACUCAAGGAGAGCUUGACUCCAUUGUAGGCAACACACACACACACACACACACACACACACACACACACACACACCUGCUUGCCUACUCCGUGCU
Molecule: messenger RNA, 1354 nt
Organism: Thamnophis sirtalis
Lineage: Eukaryota; Metazoa; Chordata; Lepidosauria; Squamata; Natricidae
Source: RefSeq, a predicted model, not a curated record